AAUCACUUUGUUUUUCUUUUUUCCUCAUUGAAAUGAUUUCAAAGACAUAGAGUGGGGGAGUUGCAAGCCAUGGCGCAGGGCCUCAUCCAAACGGGAACAAACCACUCUUUCUUCUUCUCAUCUUCCAAAUCCAAAUUCCCAUUACAAAUAUGCAAAUUUCCCUUCAUUCUACCAUCUCUUCGUCUUCGUCUUCGUCUUCUUCCUCUUCCUCGCUGUUUCUGCAGCUAUUCUUCUUUGCAACAAUCAAUCGACCUGUCCAACUACAGGGAAGCUUUCUCCAAGCGCAUGGAUAUGGCUGGACUCAAACCCCACCACCAUAUAGCUCUGGGAGUUAGUGGAGGGCCCGAUAGUAUGGCUCUUUGUGUUCUUACGGCGGGCUGGAAAAUGGAUGGCCUGGGUACCUCAUGUAAAAGUAGCACUUUUCUUGAUGGGCUCCUGGCAAUAGUCGUGGAUCAUGGGCUUCGUGCUGAGAGCAGAGUCGAAGCACAAGUUGUCUACAAUCGAGUUACUCAAUUGGGUAUCCGAUGCGAGCUUGCGUCUUGUGAUUGGAUAAACGGUAGACCAAAGCAGGGUCACUUGCAAGAAGCAGCUCGUGAUAUGAGGUACCAAAUGUUGCAGAAAGUUUGUGUCCAACACAAGAUUGGAGUGAUACUUGUUGCGCAUCACGCGGAUGACCAGGCUGAGUUAUUCAUUCUUAGGUUGUCUCGCAGUAGUGGUGUGCUUGGACUUGCGGGAAUGCCUUUCACUUCUCAAAUUUUCUCCUCGCACACAUAUUCUUACAGCGAAGUUUCCAAGAAUUAUGGUGUCCUUCUCGUGAGACCACUAAUGGAUUUUUCUAAAGAUGACAUGUACAAGAUAUGUCAAGGUGCUAAUCAAGAUUGGGUUGAAGACCCAACAAAUAGAAGUUCCUUGUUUGCUCGAAAUAGAAUUCGAAUGUCAUUGGGAGAUCUGUCAUCGAGUACUCUCAAUUCUGAGCUACAUGCCAUUAUUUCUGCCUGUAGGAAAACACGCUUAUUUAUUGAUCAAGUCUGUUUAAGCCUUGCAAAUUGGACUUUGACCAUAACGGAGGUGGGAUAUGCCAUUAUUAAUUUGGAGAUUCUGAAUCAAUUGAAAAUUCCAGAUAUUUGCCUGACAAAGUUUGUGUCCUUAGUUUUGCAGUUCAUCUCUCAAAGGCACAGACCAGUUAGAGGUAACACUGCAAAAUUGGUGUUAGACUACAUUCAAACAGUUCCUUGCAAGACUUCACUGACAGCCGCUGGCUGCUACAUUUGUCCAGCUCCUGGAUCUAAGGGCACCAGGUGCAUAGUCUGUUGUUCUGUGGAUUGCCCUUUGCCUUCCAAAAUAGAAGUUUUUCAUGCGCCCUCUUAUAAGAAAGAGAGAAACGAUGUUUCUGAUGGGUUAGAAAAAAUCAUUAAUGAUGGGAAGUCAUAUUUAGAACACUACAUUCCUGAAGCUUCAGAUGUGCACUUCUUGGAUGCAACCCCUGAAACUGUUCUAGAUGAAGCAAAAAGGCUAAAUAUUAUCAGUGAAUCAACCUAUAGGAUCAUCGUUUCGCUGCAGAUGCAAGAGACCAAACUCUUCAAAGCAGAACCAAAAUUCACUCCUGGACAUGAAUCAAAACAUGGUUCACACUCUGUACGAACUUCAUUCAGUGGGCUGCUUAAGCCGGGGCAAAUAUGUAACUAUAUGAACAGGUUCUUUAUCACUUGGAAAAUAAAAGAUGAAAAUGAAGUCAACACUUUUAAGGCGGCUGGUUGUAAUGCAUUUUGCAAGUCCUGUGUUUUAGGUUGUCAUAUGGAGUUAGAGGUGCGGCACAUGACCGAAUCUGAUUGGCUUUAUCUUUCCAAGUUGUCUGAGUGCAGUUGCACUGUAAAGAAUUGUCAAAACCCAAGAGACACUUUAGCCAGUUUGGAGGGGCAGACCAUGGAGAGUACGAAUAGAUGUUUAAAUUCUGCCAGAUCAUCAGCUAGAGAAGCAUUGGUGCUGUUGAAAUUGAUUCCAGUUGCUGCAAGAAGAAGUCUUCCAGUUCUAGUCAAUCAUCAAGGGUUGCUUCUAAGUAUUCCAUGCAUUAGGUUCAGCCAUUGUCCAUGGCUGGUUGCUUCUGCAGAGUUCAAGCCAAUGGUACCAUUCGGUGGAGGCCAUAGUUCAUUCUUAUAGAUGCAGAGCGCACAAGCUGCACCUUUCUACGAACCACCAGGCUUGUAUGGUAUUCAACUUUGUGCUUGUAUAGCAUUCAACAUAGCUUGGGAAGAAAGGGGAGCUGUACUUCAAUGAUCAAUCGAAGUUGUAAGUUGUGAUUAGAGAGGAUAAGUUGACUUGAUUAUUUUAAUUAAAUGUUCUAGAAUUUCAAUUAUAAUAAUUGAAGAAGAAAGUGCAAUUUCUCUAUUGUCUAA
Cucumis melo (muskmelon) is the source of this 2393-nucleotide messenger RNA. RefSeq lists its product as uncharacterized. The coding region runs from base 70 to 2157 and encodes 695 amino acids. NCBI's taxonomy places the organism in Eukaryota, Viridiplantae, Streptophyta, Magnoliopsida, Cucurbitales, Cucurbitaceae. The record is from RefSeq and is a predicted model, not a curated record. The transcript is spliced from 11 exons. Gene Ontology annotation, molecular function: ligase activity, forming carbon-nitrogen bonds; ATP binding. Gene Ontology annotation, biological process: tRNA processing.